CGCGUACCGCUCUCCUGGCGGCGGCGGCGCGCCUGCCGGAGCCGGACACGCGCGGGCACGUGGGGCGCGCGCGUGUGCGCGCUUCUCUCUCCGCAAGGGCAUCGUCGGUGGCGGCCGGGAAAUGUCCCCCUUCAGCUGGAAGCCCUUUGUGUACGGGGGCUUGGCGUCCAUCACCGCCGAGUUCGGCACUUUUCCAAUAGACCUCACUAAAACCCGACUGCAAGUCCAGGGCCAAGUACUUGAUUUGCGUUAUAAGGAGAUAAAGUACAGAGGAAUGCUACAUGCCCUGUUGCGAAUAUUUAAGGAAGAAGGAUUGAGAGCUCUCUAUUCUGGCAUAAGUCCAGCACUAUUGCGGCAGGCAUCCUAUGGCACCAUCAAAAUCGGAACAUACCAAAGUUUGAAACGCUUGUUUGUAAGCUGCCCAGAAGAUGAGCCUCUGCUUGUAAAUGUUUUUUGUGGGAUUCUUGCUGGAGUAAUUUCAUCCUCAAUAGCCAACCCUACAGAUGUUUUAAAGAUACGCAUGCAAGCACGAAGUGAGCUUUGUCAGGGAAGUAUGAUUGGUAAUUUCAUUAAUAUCUACCAGCAAGAAGGUACCAGAGGCUUAUGGAGAGGUGUCAGCCUCACUGCCCAGCGAGCAGCCAUUGUUGUGGGUGUGGAGUUACCUGUGUAUGAUGUUACGAAAAAAUACAUCAUUUUGUCUGGCUUCAUGGGAGAUACUGUUUACACACACUUCCUCUCGAGCUUCACCUGUGGGUUGGCUGGUGCCUUGGCCUCCAAUCCUGUCGAUGUGGUGCGGACUCGUAUGAUGAACCAGAAAGUGGACUUGGGGAAUCGUGUUGCUUACAAGGGGACCCUCGAUGGUCUCCUGCAGAUCUGCAAAACUGAAGGUUUCUUCGCUUUGUACAAAGGAUUCUGGCCAAACUGGUUACGGCUUGGGCCUUGGAAUAUCAUUUUCUUCAUUACAUAUGAGCAACUCCGGAAACUCCCCAUCUAAGUUAUAUCCUAAAAACUAUUUGAAGCUUGUGCUGCUGCCUGGCAUUUGUUUGUUGAAGGAAGGCAGCCUUCAUGCCAUUGCCUUUUCUUCCACCCUCGCCUCAGGUUUAUGCAUGAAUGUUGCUGCAUUCGAGUUUAAUGACAUUAUGUGGAAAGAAGAUCUGUGCACAGGACAGAUUCUCAGUCUCUGAAAAUUUGGAAGGAUAGAAGACUUCUCCGUCCAGUUGAAAGCAGCUCAUCAGAGGCAGCCGUGGGCACGGGCCUGCUCCCGAUGCAUACAGACCCAUUUGUGCCAUAGCACACGGAGAUUUCGAUGUGUACAAAGAUUAUACAUCAGCUGGGCAUGCAAAUGUACACAGAGACAGUGUGCAGUUUGUGGAAAGAGUUGUGGAGGUUAAGGAUAAAACUUGGGUUUAGCUUAUCUUUGUGGUAUCACUUUAAUUUGGAUUUGGUAAGUGUCUUAAAUCCUAAAUUAGAAAACGGGACCCUUUCUAACCAUGAAGCAAUAGGUUGAUAAAGCAGUUUUUUCUAAAGCUCGAUCUUCAAGUUGGAGAGUUACAUAGAGCAAAGGCAGGAUUGCUAGGUUUUGCACAACCUGAUGUAAAGAAGUGGCUAAGUCAGUCAGUAAAUAGGUAUUUAUAGCUCCUUGUCUUUGUGCCUUGGAUCUGUUUUAAGGCUUCAUAGAAAGUGAGACCAAACUAUUUGUAAAGAAAAGCUGUAUGGAAACCUGUGCAUUGAAGAAAGUUUCUAAAUAACGGCCUAAUACAACCUUUAUUUCUAUGGUGCUUUCCAGAAUUUCAAAUUAAGAUUCCUUAAAAAAGAAUUGAUUAUCCACCCAGAUUAAACCAAUAUUUUAAGUUGCUUGUUCCAUGUUCCUUGAGAUUUGUUCUUGGGGUUUGCCAUUCCAGUUUGCCGCUGUAGUUAAAUGUGAUGACUUGUUUUGAUUUUGCAGUUUGUGCUUCUCCCCUUUUAUAAUGAUAUAGUUCUGGAGGAACCUGUAAUUCUUCAAAUGAGAAGGGGGCAACAGUCCACAGAUAGAAGUAUUUUCAGUAGUAUGGUAGUUAUUUUUCCUCCCUCUUUACCAGAUGAAAGGUGUCCCAGUCCUAGAAUCCAUGUUGAUAUUGAAGUAUGAUUAUAACUGAGUCAUGACAAGCUUUAUGUGAUCACCCAUUGCUUGAACUUGAUAAUGGAAGGUCGAGAGAUUUCUUUGGUAAAUAUCUCCAGCUGCUCCUAUUAGGGUUUCACCAAGUCCGUAUUCAGCGAAUCACACUUUGCAAUUUCUACCGACUGCAACAUGAUCCUGCCAUAGAAUAUAUCUUUCUCUCCUCCUCUUUCAGUAUUUCAUGGAAACCAUUCUCUUCAUGAAUACCCAGUGUAAUGUUCUGUCCCCAACGACUGCUCUCUGUCCUAUUACAUCUUCCAAUGCAACCAGAAGAGAUGUAAUACUUGGCCAUGUACUUUGUUCCUUCCUACCAUCUAGAGGCUCAAACCAUCCCUCCAGGUGAAGCAGUGAUUCUGUUGCAUUUCUUCCAAUCUAGUACACUGCAUCUGGUGAACACAAUGUGGUUUCCUCUGCACUGGAGGAACCAAAAAUGCCAGUGUUCAGUCCAUAGCGGUGACCCUGAACUUCCUGUUCCAUGCCACUUUAACUCCAAAUCCCGCUCCCAUUCUGACCUGCCUGCCUGCCUGUAUCUUCUUUCACUGCCAUAUGAGGUCAAUGUAAACUUGAGGAACAAUACCUUACCUAUAGGCGCUUUGCAGUUUUCUAGAAUGGAUAUCUAACUUGUGUCUCAUCAUUUCCAGUUAUUGCUGAUGUCCAUGUCUCACCCUGUUUCUAUAGAUAGGCUCCAUACCAAUCAGUACUCUUGCUCCUUAUCACCUGAUCUAACUGAACCCAUCCCCAUCUAGUCUUUUGUCUUCUGCCUCAUUUCUCCGCCAAGCUUUGCUUGAAAACUAACACCUCAUCUCUCCCACAGUUCUGAGGAAGGCUCUCUGGCCUGAAACGUUAACUGUUUUUCUCUCCUCAGAUGCUGUUUCAUUUGCCUGUGUUUUUGUUUCAAGUUUCUGUGGGUCUGUCAAGCUGCCUUUUGCCAGUGCCUGAAAUAUCAGCGUAACAAAAAAAUUUCAAUCGUUAAUUGAUUAUUAUUACUGUGUAUGGAAGAUGAUUCUCCACUUCUACCUUGUCAGAUUUUUUUUCCUAGCUUGUAAGCUUUAGACUUUGCUUGCAUUUUUUAAUAUGUAUUUUAUCAAGGGAUGUGGGCUUUGCAAGCUGAGCCACUGUUCACUGAGUUUAAUGCUUCCAGGCCACUCGAAAGAGUUACCAUGUCACUUUGUCCAUUCUUUGUAUUCUUAACUGUUCAAUUUCCACCACUCAAUCUUCUAAGUUCUACAGAGUACAACUCAAGCUGGUAUCUUGGAAUUUGUAAGCUUUAUCAUUGUGACAUAUUGGCAUCAUAAUCCCUUAUAGACCAAAUCGUCUUCCAGUUUUGUUUUUCAUUACCUAUUUAAUUCAUGUUUUUUUAAGGCAGCUACAGUUCUGUUCCUUUGACUGGUAAAAUUGGGUAGCCCAUUAAAGUUUUCAUUGAACAUCUUCUAACUUUUUUUUUUGUUUUAUUCUUUAAAGGAUUUUCCCAAGUUACUCUGACAAUCUUUGUUCCAUCAUUUUCAGAAUCUUAGCUACUUGGCACUUCCUGUUUUUGUUUUGCAAUUAAUUUUAUUACAAUAUGAUUACAGUUAUACGCAGUGUUGUACAUUGUUGGACAGUUAUAUAAAUUGAGUUUGGUUUUGAAGCUACAUUUAGAUAACCCUCUUGUAAGUAUGAGACGUCAAGUCAUUAAAAAUGUAUAAACCUGUGAGUUACUGAACUGAAAUCUGUCCUAGUAGUCACUGGACAAUUUCACUGUUGCACUGGUUGGGUCUGCCCAAGGGCACUGCAAAACUUUCAUAGGAGCAGUCUGUUUUGUAGAUCACAACCUACUGCCCUUUUCAUUUAGUGUUGCAGCUUUAUUAAGAGUGAACAGUAUGAUGGGAGUAAGAGUAAAUUCUUGUCCCAGUAGAGAGUAAGUUAAAUAGAUUUUUUUUAAAUUACAACCAGCAAAUCUUUUGCAGCACCUGUUGCAUGUUGCACUGGACAUGUGCUGGUCAGGUUUCAUGCAGCAAGGACUAUACAACUGUCUUGUUAUGGAACAGAUUUGUAAAUGUACUGGUGACUGUCUAAUCACUGUUUAUGAUAUUGUACAUUGUUGUUUAUAUGAAGAUUGUGGGGAUUGAAUAUGCAAUUGGAUUUGCUCAGUUCACUCUGCAUAACUUGAUGUUGUGUAAUAAUGUAAAAAUAAUGAACGCACAAUGCUCCCCAUGUCAAUUGAUCACCUUUGACUCAUUCUGUUUAAAACUGCAUGAGAUUUAUUUGUAUUCUUAGUUUGACUUGAUUGUGUCACAAAACUAUGUUUCCAGAUCCUAAUUUCCCACACAGUGUGGAACUAAUUCUCUUCCUGUCACUAACUGAAGUAUUUUGAGGAGGAAAAGAUGGCACAGUAGAGGACUCUAUUUACUCUAAGGCAUUUGAUAAGGCCAUGCUUGGUAGAUGGUCCAGAAGGUAAAGACACACAAGGUCCAAGGCAAACUCCCUAUUUGGGUCCAAAAUUAGCUUGAUGAUAGGAGACAUAGGAUAGUGAUUGAAGGAUGGUUUUCCAUUUAGAAAUAUGACCUGCAGUGCGCUGCAGAGAUUGGUACUGGGAUCUUUGUUGAUAAGUGAAUGAGGGGGUGGGGGUGGUGGGUGAUAAGUAGGUUUAUGGAUGGCUUGCAAGUUGGUGGUGGUUUGGAUAGGAAGGAAGAUUGACAGCAAAAUAUGAUAAUGAAGACACGUAGUCCUCUUUUAUUGUCAUUUAGUAAUGCAUGCAUUAAGAAGUGAUACAUUAUUUCCUCUGGUGUGAUAUCACAAAACACAGGACAGACCAAGACUGAAAAAACUGACAAAACCACAUAACUAUAACAUAUAGUUACAACAGUGCAACAAUACCAUAACUUGAUGAAGAAGUCCAUGAGCACAGUAACGUUCAAAAUUUCUCAAAUGUCCCACAUCUCACACAGACGGGAGGAGGAAGAAAAACUCUCCCUGCCAUGCCGACCACAAUCAGACUCUGAGUCAUCCGAAAACUUCGAGCUCUGAUCAGCUCUCCGACACCGAGUACGGAGCGCCAUCUCUGUCCGAACGAUUCACCCUCCUUCUCGGUCGCCAAAAGCAGGCAAGGCUGGGGAUUUUGAGGCCUACCCUCUGAAAGAUUCCCGACCACACAGUAACAACAGCAGCAAACGGGCGUUUCAGAAAUUUCUCCAGAUGUUCCUCUGUGCUUUCACGUCCAUUCUCCAUCAAAUCAAAAUUGUCCACGGCCCCUAUUUAACAGAUACGAUAUCAUUUUUCACUGGAGGGCUGCGCACACGCAGGCAUGCUGCCAUCUUCUCCUCCCGCCAAAUAGAGAUCUGUUGGAAAGUUGGGUAGAGCAUUUAAAUUUCAACUAUCACAAGCUGAUGUGUUUUAUAUCAAAUAGAGGUAGGACAUGUUAAGCAGUUUGUAGUAAGGAACACUGAUGAACAAAGGGACUGUGGGGUUCAAGUCCAUAGUCGCCUGAAAGCAGUGGCACAGGUAGAUAUUGUGGUGAAGAGGCACAUAUGGCAAUCUUGACUUCUUAGGUUGGGCCCUAGAACGUAAACGUCAGGACAUUAUAUUGCAACUUUACCAAACACUGGCUAGGCUGCACUUGGAGGGUUGUGUGCAGUUCUGAUCCUCCAUAAGGAUAUUACUGCACUAGACAGAGUGCAGAAAAUAGUCACCAGGAUGUUAACAUAUGGAGAGAAGAAACUGGACUGGCUGGGCGUGCUUUACCUGCAGAGGAGGAAGCUGAAGGGUCACCUGAUAGAGGUGUAUUUGAUUAUGAGAGGCAUAAAUAAGAUAAAUAGACAAAAUCACCUUCUCAUAGUAGAGGUAUCAAAAUUAAGAGGUCAUUAGUUUACAGUGAAUAGAAGGAAUUUGAAAGUUUCUACACAGUGGUUGUUAUGUAGAACGUCCUGCCAAAGGAAGUGGUGCAGUCAAGUCCAAUCACUGUUUAAGAGGCACUUGGACAGGCGUAAAUAGACAAGGCAUGGAAGGAUACAGUAUGGGAUUAGACUGAAUGGUCAAAGUUGUCAGCGUGGACGUGGUGAGCUGAUGAGCCAGUUUUUAUGUCCUAUACAACUCCACAGUAAUGUCCUAAAUCCCUUUGUGCACCUCUAGUUCUUAAGUCAGAUAAAGCGAUCUGAUUUUCCAAUACAGUCAAUAAUGUGAUGAAUAAAGCUACCACUUAUUAACUCUAUCAGUAUUUGCUGUUCAAGCAUUUCAACUCAUCAAUGCAUUUCUGAACAUUAAUACAUUUAAAAAUAAUAAACCUAUUAAGAUCCUAAACCAAAUGAAAUAUUCAAGUAUAGCAAGAAAGCGGACUGAAAAAAAUUUGAAGUUGAAUUUAUCAUAUGCACAAGUCCAUUGCAGCUGCGUCAGGCAAUAACAUCUUUUAAGCAGCAUUCACAAGAUAUAAUACACAAUUUUUAUUUUAAAUACACAAUUAGAGGGGGGAAAAAAGAAUUUUAGUGCAAAGUAGUCAUACAGUUGCUAAAAUGGUGAUUUGGGAUAUGCAGGUUGGUUUAGUGGUUGAAGAGAAGUAGCUGUUCUUGAACCUGGUGAUAUGGAUCUUAAAGCUUUUGUACCUCCUGCCUGAUGAUAACUGCAAAAAGAUGGCAUGACCAAGAUGGUGGGGAACCUUGAUAAAUGUUGUCUUCUUGAGGCAGUGUAUCCUGCAGGUACUACAGAUGAUGAGGAGGGAUGUGCCCAUGAAGUUCUAGGAGAGUCCACUAUGUGCAGUUUCUGCACUCCUACGCCAUCAAAUUGCCAAACCAGACCACGAUGCAA
Molecule: messenger RNA, 6931 nt
Organism: Mobula hypostoma (lesser devil ray)
Lineage: Eukaryota; Metazoa; Chordata; Chondrichthyes; Myliobatiformes; Myliobatidae
Gene: slc25a14
Product: solute carrier family 25 member 14
Exons: 9
Coding region: 122-994 (290 amino acids)
Biological process (GO): transmembrane transport
Molecular function (GO): transmembrane transporter activity
Source: RefSeq, a predicted model, not a curated record